Messenger RNA from Didymodactylos carnosus, 1630 nucleotides. The record is from the annotation of a GenBank genome assembly. Lineage: Eukaryota; Metazoa; Rotifera; Eurotatoria; Philodinida; Philodinidae.
AUGGCAACUACAAGCAUGCUGCCGUUUGUGAAAUUUGAUGAUGGAUCCUUCGAACUACCACUGAAUUGUUUUCCAGUUCGAAAUCUUUUGAGAAAUACGUCCAAUCCUGAUUAUGCUUGGGUGGUUGCGUUACGUGACACACAAACCCGUCGAUUUGCGGCAAUAUUAACGACUCAGUCAAAUCUCGAUAAUAUUCAUGAUGAAACAAAGAAGAAAAAACGACCACCGAAGGAAAAACUUGUUGAACAUUUACUUGACGGAUUUUACAUUAUGCAUCAUUGUGCAAUUGAAGAUCCUGCUAAUGUUGCUAUUCUCAAUAUAUCUGGCAGAGAUCUAGAAGAAGUAAAAGAAGAAGACUUUUAUUUAUUUGAUAAUGUGAUUAAAAUCGACGCAAGUGAAAAUCAAUUACCAUUUCAUGGUUUUAAAACAUUUCCAAAUUUAAGUGAACUUACACUGGCAUUUAAUCAGAUAAAAAAUAUUAAAUUAAAUGUUGGUGAUUAUGAGACACUUGUGGAACUUGAUGUCUCUUAUAAUAAUCUGACAAUGCAUGAUUUUGAAACAUUAGGUAUUUUACCAAAGAUUCGAAUACUUCGUGCAAGUGGAAAUGAUUUUUCGGCAUUACCAAGAAGAUUAGCAAAACCAUAUGUUCAUACAGAUACGUAAGUUUGACAACAGUUAUCAUUGAAAAGGAAAACAAUCAAUUAAUUUUUUAUCUGAAAUACUUUAGCGUUUUAUAUCGAUAAAAGUUAGGUAUGAAUAGCUGCUUUUUUUAACUUUUACAAUUAUAUUAUUUGUAUUACAAGCCAAAUUACUUGAAAACGUUUUUUUUUCUAAAAGCUAUAUACCUAUUUCUGCGUUGCUAUUCCUUUUGCCAUCACUAUAAAAUUCUUCUCACUUUUCUUACAGCCGUAUUAUAAUUUUUUUUAUACUUUUAAAAUAAUCAUAAGCCAUAUGAGUAACUGGCCACAAUUUGUUUUCUAUCAAGUAUAAAAUAUAUGUCAGGCAACGUAUUACAAAGUUCGAAGAGGUUUACAUUAAUAAAAAGACGAUUCUAUAGAUGUAUCCUAUUGUUCAUUUGACAUGCAAUAUUUUUGUCAAAUAGUUCUUAAGGGUACCCCGCCCCCUCUUUUUUACCCUCUUGAAAAUCGGGGAAGCCGAUGUCGGAUCGAGCUGAAAUUUAUAUCAGAUAGAACAUCGAAAAAGAAAAUCAAUGUAUUUUUGCCCAGAAUUUUCUAAUGUGUCUUUCUAUGGGUUCAAAAAAAAACUAGUUUUUUUGUCUGAUCUUUAGCAUUUUUCGGAUAUCUCGAGAAGGAAAGCAUAUUUUUCGAAAAGAAAACACCUAACAUCAGAUAGGGUCUGAAGUAUCUGUGGUAAAAUUUUGGGCUCGAUCGGAUCAUUGUUUCGAGGGUUCGUAAUGUGAGCUGAUGAAAACUGGAGUUCUUCAGAAAAUCCAUAGAAGAACACGUCAGAAAAUUCUGGGCAAAAAUACAUUGAUUUUCGUUUUUGAUAUUCUAUCUCUGAUAUAAAUUUGAACCCGAUCCAACAUCGGCUUCCCUGGUUUUCAAGAGGAUCAAAAAAGAGGGGGGGGGGUACCCUUAAGAGGCACAUGUAACUAUAUACACCUGGGUAU